Molecule: messenger RNA, 2466 nt
Organism: Esox lucius (northern pike)
Lineage: Eukaryota; Metazoa; Chordata; Actinopteri; Esociformes; Esocidae
Product: complement C2
Exons: 18
Coding region: 63-2417 (784 amino acids)
Biological process (GO): complement activation; proteolysis
Cellular component (GO): extracellular region
Molecular function (GO): serine-type endopeptidase activity
Source: RefSeq, a predicted model, not a curated record
CGUCUAAUCAAUGUCUGAUGCAGACAUAAACGCAAGCUGAAAGGGCCAAGCUGCAUCUAGCCAUGGCUGCACUCGCUCUGUUGUUGUGUGCAAUCUUCUCUGUCUCUGUCAAAGAGGUGUGGCUGGUCGAGGAAGAUUACGGAAACGAGGGAGAUGUUGAUGGAACAACCCUAAACUGUUCCAUCGAGGAGACCAUUGGAGGAGGCAACGUUUCCUACUCGCGGGCAGGCGCUGAGGGCAGCGUGCUGACCUAUCACUGCCCGAGAGGACACUACCCACACCCGGUCAGCCGUCGAGUGUGUGGUGUGGACGGGAAGUGGUCCGUCAUGAGACUGGCCAAUGGCAGACGAGUGUUGCGAGCAUCCUGUAAAGAGGUCCGGUGUCCGGGCCAGCUACAGUUGGAUGACGGUGAGUUCUGGCCCAGGGAUCAGUGGGUAAAGCCAGGGAGAAGCCAAAGCUUCUCCUGUCACAGUGGCUUCACCCUCUCUGGGUCGGCGCAGAGGAACUGCACCUCUUCAGGAGACUGGACCGGCACCAGCCCAGUGUGUGACGACCAAGCGGACUACUGUAAGAACCCUGGGGUCCCCCCGGGUGCCCUACGAUCCGGAAGCCGCUUCCGGAUUGAUGAGAAGGUCCAGUACCGUUGCCAGAUGGGUCUGGACUUGCUUGGCUCAGCCGAGAGGGUCUGCCUGCAUUCCAGGGAGUGGAGUGGCUCAGAGAUCCGCUGCCAAGCCCAGUAUGCCUUCGACUCCCCCAGUGUCGUGGCUGAGGCUAUGGGAGGCGCCCUGUCCGGGGUCAUGGAUGUUCUGUCCCCCGAGUUCAGAAAGCAAAAUAAAGGUUUUGGUAGAGCCAUGCGGGUGGGAGACGGCCGUAUGAAUGUGUACAUUUUAAUGGACGCCUCCGGCAGCAUCGCCGAAAGCGCCUUCAACCACUCCCGGGAUGCCACUGCCGACCUCAUACGCAAGCUUGACAGCUACGACAUAACUAUGAGAUUCCAGGUGAUCUCCUACGCCAGUGAGACCGUCAACAUCGUGUCCAUGGAUGAGUAUGCCAGCAGCAAAGUAGAUUCUGUGAUAAAGAGGCUGUAUAAAUUCAAUCAUGCACACCAUGGGAAGAAGAAAGGCACAAACCUGUAUGCUGCUCUGAAUGUAGUGUAUGAGAGCAUGGGUUUACUAAAAAAGCAAAAGAAGAACCAAUUCAAUGAGACGCAGAAUGUCAUCAUCAUUGAAACUGACGGAUACUCGAACACUGGGGGAAGCCCCAUGGCUGCCCUGGGUAAGAUCCGCUCUGAGCUUGGGUACAGCCACACGACUGUGGACCACACUGAAGAAAAGCUACUAGAUGUUUACGUGUUUGGUAUCGGGGAAGAAGUGAACAAGAAGGAGCUGAAUCAGAUUGCUUCUCACAAGAGACAGGAGCAGCACCUGUUCAUUCUGAAGGACUAUAUACAGCUGGGCGAGGUGUUCAACAGCAUUAUCAGUGAUAAAAGUGUGACCAUGUGUGGGGUGGCACAGGAAGAUGUGUCAGAGAAUCAGAAGCAAUUUGGGUUCACCAAGACAGCCUAUACUAGGCCCUGGCAUGUGAAUGUCAUAACGGCUAGUACUGGCAUUAAGACGGAGAACUGUCAGGGUUCCAUCGUGACUCAGAACUGGAUCCUGACCGCAGCUCACUGCUUCUCUGCCAUCAGGUCCGAGGGGAAGGUGAACCCAGAGAAAGUGCAAGUGAAGCAUGGUUUUGAAGGAAAAGAAGAGGCAAAAGUCCUGUCUGUUAUUCUGCACCCACUGUUCAAAAUUGACGGUCUUCGCAACAAGAAUGUCAAAGAGUUCUAUGACUAUGACAUUGCUCUGAUUAAGGUUGAAGAAAUCAAGCUGUCAUGGACUGCAAGGCCAAUCUGCUUACCUUGCACUAUUCCUGCCAACCGAGCCCUGAAGAACAGUGUCAACUCCACCUGUCAAGACCAUGAGAUGGCCCUUCUACCCCUGGAGGUGACCAGAGCGUACUUUAUCAAAAAGGGGGGAUCAGUGAAAGAUGCAAAACAGAAGCAAACACACAUUCUUACUGGGACUAAGAGGGCUGACUGUGUUCAACUGGCUGAGAAAACCCUCACAGCUCCUCACAGCACCAAUCUCGAUGAAUACGUGCCAGAGAGGUUUCUGUGCUCGGGCGGGUCUUCCAAUCACAUAGAUGCAGUGACGUGUAAAGGUGACUCUGGAGGUGCUCUGUUUGUUCGCAACAGGCUGCGGUAUUUUCAAGUUGGCGUAGUCAGCUGGGGCACCCUGAAUGUGUGUGAGCCAAAAGACAUGAGUGACAAACCCCCUUCAGAUGCACGGGACUUUCACAUCAGCCUCUUCCACUUAGCGCCAUGGUUAAAACAGCACCUGGGCAAAGAGCUGGAGUUUCUGCCAAUGGGCAACUAGGAAUUCUCCCAGAAAUGUCCUGUAUCUGCUUUAGGCUCGCCAUUUUAAG